CUGUACCGUACGCAAAGUCAACAGACUCAAUAUCCCAAUCUUUGGCAUUCUGGCUGCUGUCUAUUUUAUGUGGCUUUGGUCUUCUUGUAUUUGGAUGCACCAAUGUGACGGCCAUGUCUUCUUCGUCUAACGCCAGGGUCUCCUCUCGAACUGAACGCAGGACUGCAACAGAUAAUGGAAAUACACAACCCCGCGCUCCAUCUGCGCAACAGGAACGAGGAACUAAAUGUGAGCGACCAGAUCCUCGCCGAACACAAUCACCGCAACCAUCUGUGACGUCUGGUACGUCUGGUACGACUCAUCGGAGGACGGCUUCAGGCACGCAGCGGACGAGCAGAAAUGUAGAAGAGAGGCGGACUGAGAGGGUUCAGAUUACGACGAGGGAGACUUUGACUUCCAGGACAAGAAGUCCAGAACGACGACCUGGUCCUUCAGUACAGCCCUCCGAAAAGCCAAGAGCCCAUGAAGUAGGUAGGGCAUAUUCUGGGGACUCCCGACCUAGGUCAAGUAAGGCGGAAGCACCGCUAGCACCAUGGAGCCCCGAAGUGUCACUAAUACCAUACACAAGUGCUCCUCUUGCAUCACGAAUCACCAUUCCACCGCUCGCAUCCGAAGCCCCUCAAUCACUACAACCUCGACCUCUCCACGAGUUGUCUCUAGAAGUACAAGAAGCUGCCAUUCUUGAAGACCUUCUCAUGGUGUUCAUGGGUUACGAAGGACAAUAUAUUCGAUUUGCCAAGAAUUAUAAUCCUACCGUGGAAAAGGAUCGUCUUGCCGGCCCUGAGUUCAAGAUUCUAUCCGGCUUGGAUCCUAGCUUACAGGACCUGACGACGACUAUGUUGAAGAUGGCGACUCAUUACGGUGCAGUGGAAGCCUUCGUGGAAGUUCAAAGCCGGAAAGAAUUUGGUGCGGUCAAUCAUGCGUUGUGUGCCGCUAUCAGAAAACUGCUGCAGGACUACUUGAUUCUCAUUGCUCAGCUGGAAACGCAGUUCCUGACGAACUCUUCCUUCACGCUGCAUGUUCUGAAUCUGCACACGCUUCCUACCAGUCAUAUGAUGUUCCAGCUUUACUCUUUGGCUCAUGAAAUCUUAAAACGAAACUCUUUACUAGAGGACGAAGACUCGGAUGACGAUUCUAAUGAUAUUGCGAACAUCAUAGAGAGUUUGAACAAGGGUGGCGACCUUAGAGCUGGAGGCAUACCUGGCAAGAAGAUUUGUAGAGGAGGUAGCGUCUUGGGCUUGAUCACGAAGCGGCUAGAAACAAUGUCAGGAGAUCCAGCUGCACGGACACUGCUAACUUCCCUUCUACGAGAUGCCAGCCGACCUUACAUGAUGAUGCUAAACCAGUGGUUACAUCAUGGAAGUAUCAAAGAUCCCCACGCAGAAUUUCUAGUCAGGGAGCAGAAGAGUAUAAGAAGAGAGAGGCUGGAGGAAGAUUAUACGGACGAAUACUGGGAAAGGCGAUACACUAUCCGAGAUCAUGAUGUCCCACCACAGCUUGAAGGCGUGAAAGACAAGGUAUUAUUAGCAGGGAAAUAUCUGAACGUUGUUCGAGAGUGUGGUGGAGUUGAUGUGAGCAAGGUCGUCACGGAUGUCCCACGGUCCUUUGACGACAACCGAUUUCUCGACAACGUCAAUAGUGCGUAUGCUCACGCCAAUCAGUCGCUGUUGGAACUGCUACUUACAACACAUGCGCUACCCGCUCGCUUGAGGUCUCUGAAGCACUAUUUCUUCUUAGAUCGGUCCGAUUUUUUCUCCUCCUUUUUGGAGCUCGGAACAUCUGAACUCCGAAAACCAGUGAAGAGUGUCAACACGAGCAAGCUUCAAUCACUGCUUGAUAUAGUCUUACGGCAGCCUGGCAGUGUAGCUGCCCAGGACCCCUUCAAGGAAGAUAUCAAGAUUGAGAUGAAUGAGACCAGCUUGACCAAUAUGUUAACAAGAGUUGUCAACAUCUCCGGCAUCGAGCAAGGCGAAACCUUACAAACUCCGGUCUCUCAGCCCACCAAUGAGAGCGACAAAGCGGCAGUUGGUUUUACUUCUCUACAAUUUGACUACUCAGUCCCGUUUCCUGUCUCACUCGUCAUCAGCAGAGGUACUGUGUGGAGAUACCAAGCGCUCUUUCGGCAUCUCCUCUCUCUCCGGCAUCUUGAGCAGCAACUUAUCUCGUGUUGGCAGUCCCACAACAGAUCAGCCAUCUGGACUCACAAGAGCUCGAAUAAGGCUAUAGAGAUGUGGAAACGACGGUGUUUUACACUGCGUGCCCGCAUGCUAGUCUUCGUACAACAACUGUUGUACUUCAGUACGGCAGAAGUCAUUGAGCCCAAUUGGCAAGCCUUCAUGACCAGUCUUAAGACGAAAGAGGACAGCAAAGAUGGCACGACAGCAAUCCGGACAGUUGAUAAGCUCAUGCAAGAUCAUAUCGACUUUCUUGAUACCUGCUUGAAAGAAUGCAUGCUCACUAAUGGGAGACUGUUAAGAGUCUACUCAAAAUUAAUGCAGACUUGUGCAUGGUUUGUCACAUACACGGGUUAUCUUGCGCGCGGGCUAGAGAAGGCCGACUUAGACUUGUCUGGCACGGAGAAGCCCAGCCACAUGAGCAAGCACCAAUGGAAACGCUAUCAAGCCGAUCGCAAACAGAGACUGGGUGAAUCCACAGCAUCGAACGGCUCUGCGGCAGCCUCGAAUGAAUUCGGAAAGCUAACUGAACUCAUCGAAAAGUACGAGGUGAAUUUCAGCAGACACUUACAGAUCUUGCUCGAUGCCCUCAACCACUACGCGGCAACGGAGACAGUCGUUCUUCUAGGGCUGUGCGCAAGGCUGAGCACGGCAAAUCAUGGCACCAAAUACAGUGGUCUGAGGGCUGAUGAGGAAAGUGCAUCGCAUGGAUGAUUUUUGAUGGGUUACGAUGCGCGGUAGCGAUUUUGGGCAAUGAAAGUCUGUGAUACCCGUGAGAGUUCUUGGAAUGGAUUAAAUGAGUAGCGGCGUUCUUGGGAUGAUAAUAAGACAGACAUGUAGAAAGUCAGUGUAGAAAACAGGUCUUUUCACAUAGAUAGUCAGAGAAUGACACGAACACUGCUGCGGGCGCCUGUAAUGCCUUCCUGGCUCUCCAUUGGAGUGGAUGUCAACGGUUGGAACGGAAUUCGUGUAGCUUUGUGUUUGCAGUUUGUAGCAAAUCGGUACAGCAGGUACUGUACGUAUGUAUGUAUGUAUGUAUGCUGGAGUCCAACGGGGAUUGACGCCGUGCAGC
Molecule: messenger RNA, 3246 nt
Organism: Mollisia scopiformis
Lineage: Eukaryota; Fungi; Ascomycota; Leotiomycetes; Helotiales; Mollisiaceae
Exons: 3
Coding region: 114-2888 (924 amino acids)
Biological process (GO): meiotic cell cycle; spindle assembly; cytoplasmic microtubule organization
Cellular component (GO): equatorial microtubule organizing center; spindle pole; gamma-tubulin small complex
Molecular function (GO): gamma-tubulin binding; microtubule minus-end binding
Source: RefSeq, a predicted model, not a curated record